CCGCACACGACCACAACAGCGGUGACACGACCCUCUCAAACGGGUUGUAUGUCAAUGGAGGACUCUGUCGUGCUGUAGAGUGUGGUUGUUGUGGUUGCUGGUUUGUGGAGAAUAUGUAUUUUGGGACCCUAGCUGGGUACUUGGGAAAGGUGACAACAGUCGGUUCUGGGUUGACGAAGCUGUCACCAGGGUGCUUGCGUUUAAUGUCUGGAUCACUUCUGCUCAUAUUUCUUUCCACAGUUGAUGGUGUCCCAGUGUGCCAGUGGGGCAGGUAUGGACCAAACUGCGACAAACUAUGUUCACAUCGCUGCAGACUUCACCCUCGCAGAAACCUUCCACCGUGUGACAAAGAUACUGGAAAGUGUUUAGAAGGAUGUGUUCGUGGUCGUCAUGGUGGCCACUGUGAUCAACUCUGUAGCCAGAACUGUAUCAACACCACGUGCAAUCAACCCAACGGGGAAUGUACUCUCGGGUGUAUAGACGGGUACACUGGGUACUUCUGUAACAUGACAACAGUUUCCACAGUUGAUGGUGUCGCAGUGUGCCAGUGGGGCAGGUAUGGACCGAACUGUGACAAACUAUGUUCACAUCACUGUAGACUUCACCCUCGCAGAAACCUUCCACCGUGUGACAAAGAUACUGGGAAGUGUUUAGAAGGAUGUGUUCGUGGUCGGCAUGGUGACCACUGUGAUCAACUCUGUAGCCAGAACUGUAUCAACACCACGUGCAAUCAACCCAACGGGGGAUGUACACUCGGGUGUACAGACGGGUACACUGGGUACUUCUGUAACAUGACAACAGUUUCCACAGUACAGAGUGGCACAAGAUGUGACUCUGGCCAGUAUGGACCAAACUGUGACCUCCACUGCUCUGAACACUGUGGUCUAUUGCCAGAGACGAACCACCGACCGUGUGACAAAGAUACUGGGAAGUGUUUAGAAGGAUGUGUCCGUGGUCGGCAUGGUGGCCACUGUGAUCAACCCUGUAGCCAGAACUGCAUCAACACCUCGUGCAAUCAACCCAACGGGGGAUGUACCCUCGGGUGUACAGACGGAUACACUGGGUACUUCUGUAACAUGGCAACAGGUGAAGGGCACAUUCCACAGAGUGUAAACGUGAUGUCGGUGUUACCUGCCAUUAUCUUCUUGCUAUUCACGACUAUUUGCUGCUGGAGGAGUGGACGAUGUAGAAGAACUUGCAACAGAUGGUGUGACUGGCUGACCGAAAGGAUCCUUUGGCCAAUCUGGACUGGUCGGAAUCCAGGUGGUCGUGCAACGGGUCUUCUGCCCCCAGGAGAGUCUGAUAUACAGGACUCCACUGAUCCCAGUCAGGGUAGGGGCGAGACGGACCAUCUGCUCCCAGUGGCCAAACCAACGUCUUCUACACACGCGACUCCAUCACAAGCAGACCACGACCUCUACUACGCCAGCAGGAGCGGUGACCUGGAGCAGGUGAGGCGGAUCCUGUCAGCGGGUCACGCGGACAUCAACAGUAGAGGAUGGUGGAGCAGGACACCGGUGAUGGUGGCAGCACGUGAGGGACACGGGGAUGUGGUUGAGCUCCUUGUGAGUCGAGGUGCUGAUGUGUCACUGGUGGACUAUGGCGGUAACAACACCCUUCACUUGGCCUGUGUGGGAGGAGACAGGAAGACAGUGGAGUUUGUCCUGGCUCUGGGCGGGGUGGACGUCAACGCCAGGAACAACGGCGGGCACACAGCGGCCGGCGUGGCGAGAGGCAGGCGACAUCCUCAACUGUCGGAUCUCCUGGUGUCACGUGGUGGACACUGAAGUCAGUGUAGUGUUGGUGUAGACAGUCAUGGAGUACAUGUCAUUACUGACACUGACGUGGUGUGUGACGUUCACGUCAUCGUGUUUUAUAUUUCAGCAUUAAGGUGAGGAUGUUUGACGUAUGUUAGGAAAAUAAAACUUGUGAAACAUU
Molecule: messenger RNA, 1938 nt
Organism: Haliotis rubra (blacklip abalone)
Lineage: Eukaryota; Metazoa; Mollusca; Gastropoda; Lepetellida; Haliotidae
Product: scavenger receptor class F member 2-like
Exons: 11
Coding region: 114-1787 (557 amino acids)
Cellular component (GO): cytoplasm; nucleus
Molecular function (GO): protein binding
Source: RefSeq, a predicted model, not a curated record